Adelges cooleyi (spruce gall adelgid) is the source of this 671-nucleotide messenger RNA. RefSeq lists its product as uncharacterized. The transcript has 3 exons. The coding region runs from base 125 to 499 and encodes 124 amino acids. The record is from RefSeq and is a predicted model, not a curated record. Lineage: Eukaryota; Metazoa; Arthropoda; Insecta; Hemiptera; Adelgidae.
CACAGUCGGACAUGGGCAACGGCAUCAGUUCGCCACCGAGCCAAGUGUAGAAGUUUGCAGAUCGCAGUCAAAAGAUUUCCAACGAUAAUCAAACCCGACCACCGAUCAAACAGCAGCAGCAGCAAUGGCUUCUUUCAAGUGUCUGAUAUUCGUCUCCUUGGCCGUCCUCGGCGUGUACGCCGUCGCCGCCGAACAACCGAGUGCUCCACAACAACAACCGGCUCCAGUAGAAGCUGAUCCGGCUAGAGUGAAGAAACACGCUUUCGUCGCUGCCCCUGUCGUAGCCUACUCCGCCCCGGCCGCAUACCCGUACUCCGCUUACCCGGCUGCAUACCCGUACGCCGCUUACCCGGCUUACUCCUCGGCCUACAGUGCGUACCACUCAGCUUACCCGAGCUACUCUUACGCCUACGACGACGGCAAAUACUGGCCCGGCAAGUACGAGAAGGCUUACUACCCGGCUGUCAAGACCGCUUACCCGUACGCUUACCACUACUGAAGACAACGAUCCAGAUCCCGCAGCUACUUCUGUCCCUCUCAUCCCUUUUCUUUCCCUCUCCUCUCCCCCCCCCCCCGUAAUUAUGUUAAGUGAUGUCUAAUUCAUUUUUUUUUUUUGUGCUGAUUAUUAGUAUUUUUUUGUAAUAAAAACAAUAAUUUUUUUUUACCGUCAA